UGGGCAUCUUUGAACUUGCGCACAUUGGCCACACCUCGGCAAACCGCGCACGUGUAAACUUAAAAUAAAAACACCGGGAAUUAAGCAACUUUUUGGAGCAAAAAUGGGAGACGCCGUGGAGGCCUUGUUCAUCAGCACGGCCAGCGAGGACAACACGACCUGCAGCGUACAGGACCUGCGUACGGGCACCGACCUGAUGCGCUACAAAGGCGGCGGAUGUGCCCAACACAACGGCCUGGCGAUGAUCCAUCUUAACUACGUUUUUGCCGCCAACUCGGCGAAACCCCUGCUCCACGUCUGGCCCAUUAACAAGCAGGAGCAGAUGGCCGGCCUGCGGUUCGUGGUGCCCGGCAAGGUGAACGCCAUGGCCCUAACGCCAGAUGGUAACUUCCUGGUGGCCGCCAUCCAGGAGACCAUCUAUCUGUGGCACCUGAACUCCGGCCGCAUGCUGAACACCCUGUCAAAGCACUACCAGGCGGUCACCUGUCUGCGCUUCACGGAUAACGGCGAGCACUUCAUCAGUGGCGGCAAAGACGGAGCCGUGUUCGUCUGGGACCUGACCUUCUCGGCCGCUCCACUGGACACGGGCGGCGGCAAGGACAGCACGGAGCCGCUGUACAGCUUCAAUGAUCACGGACUGGCUGUCACGGAUCUGUACUCGGGCAUCGGCGGUAUACGCUCCUACCUAUACACAGUUUCGCUGGACCGCUGUUGCAAGGUGUACGACUUGUGCGGAGGCGUCCUGCUGCUCAGUGUGGUGUUCCCGGUGGCCCUGCACAGCGUAAUCGUCAACAAGAUGGAGACCAAGGUGUACGUGGGCUCAAGCGACGGCAAGGUGUUUGCCUUUCACAUGGAGAAGGCGCCGCGCAUGAAGGAAUACCACUUGGAGGAGGAGGAGAUCCAGGCCUUUGUGGGCCACACCAGCGGCAAGGCCAUAACCUGCCUGGCAUUGAAUUUAAGCGCUACGGCGCUAGUCUCCGGCGGCGAGGACAACCAGGUGUGCGUCUGGGACGUGGGCAGCCGGCAGCUGAUCAAGAGCCUGCCCCAGAACGGUUCGGUGACAAACCUGCGCAUCCGCCUGCUCAGUCCGAGCAUAUUUCUGCCCGAGCACAAGCAGCCGCAGCUGUUCGCCGACAGUCUUAGGCGGAUGAUCAGUCCGCGGGACGAGAACGAUGGCAUCGAACUGCUGAUCGAUGAGGAGUACUCCAAGGGACGCAAGACUCCAGAGUUGGACCUUACCCAGAGUUAUCCGGGUACGGAUGAGGAGAUCAUACGCAAACUAAUAGCGUCCAUGAGUACGGGAAAUGAUGAGGAGGAAGAAGAUCAGGAAGCUGAAUCUGAAGCGGAGGAAGAUCAAUCAGAGCCAGAGGAAGCCGAAUCUGGAGCGGAGGAAGAGGUUGAAUCCGAUGCGGAUGAAAUCCCCGAUGUCGACGUGUCGUUGGAGGACUUGCAGUCCGCAUUAGCGGAUGACGACGACAGGCCAAGCACCUCCAAGGAAAACGGCAUAGAUGUACAAAAGCUGCUGGCCGAGAAUGCCCGCCUAAAGGAGGAGUCCAAUCGCAUGAUGGAGAUCAUGUUCAGGUACAUCUCCAGCAAUGCCGUCGCCCAGGGCGAAGUCUCGGAAAAGCCGAAGCGCAAAAAGGCGCGCCAGAACCAGUGACCCUUAAUCUGCCUUCAAUUACGUUUACUUAGGUUAAGAAUCAAUAGUACAUGAUAAUAGACAAAAAAAAAAACAAAACACGGACAGUGUGUAUAAA
Drosophila rhopaloa is the source of this 1757-nucleotide messenger RNA. Its product is annotated as WD repeat-containing protein 18. Gene Ontology annotation, cellular component: nuclear pre-replicative complex. Bases 104 to 1660 code for a protein of 518 amino acids. Gene Ontology annotation, biological process: rRNA processing; DNA-templated DNA replication. Lineage: Eukaryota; Metazoa; Arthropoda; Insecta; Diptera; Drosophilidae. The record is from RefSeq and is a predicted model, not a curated record. The transcript is spliced from 2 exons. Gene Ontology annotation, molecular function: protein binding.